ACUCUUCCACGUUUUAAUUAUUACCGUCUGUUAAUUAACUGGGUCAAACGCUCCGGAGUCCCGCACAGAGACAGGAUGGCGAUGUUCUGGUUCGUGGUUCUGGCCUGCCUGGCCGUGCAAGUAUCUUCUCAGGGAUGCGAUCUGGAGAAAGAGUUCGAGUGUAAGAGCGGGUAUUGUAUAGACAUGUCCAGGAGGUGUAACGGCAUCUUUGAAUGUCUGGACUUCUCCGACGAAGACAACUGUCCAGUGUCGAAGUGCCAGCCGGGAGAGUUCCAGUGCACGUCGGGAGAGUGUAUUUCCGGUGACCUCCGGUGUAACGACUCUCCGGACUGUCCGGACCAGUCAGACGAGGCGGGAUGCGUGAAGAUCCUGUGCCAUGGUCAUUCAUUGAGCUACAACGCUGUUACAAAGUCAUGUAUGACCUGCCAACACAACACACAGGGUCAGAACUGUGACAAGUGUAAGCCUGGUUUCUAUGGCAACGCGAAGGUGGGGACGGCGGAGGACUGCAAACCGUGCGACUGUAACGGUCACUCCACCACGUGUGACAUCACAGGGAAGUGCGAGAACUGCGGCCACAACACAGAGGGAGAGAAGUGUGAGAACUGUCGGCCUGGGUUCCGCGGUGACGCCACCAAAGGGACGGCUGCUGACUGUACACCCAACGACACUCCUGAUCCUAACAACCCAGACCCGACACCCAAACCCACACCCAAGCCAACAGCCCAGCCAAACCCCAACCCCAACCCCACCCCCCAGCCCACCCCCAAGCCCGGCGGGAACCCCACCAAAACUUGUGAUUGCAACGGCCACUCUACAGAAUGCGACGCCAAUGGGAAAUGUAAGAACUGCGAUCACAACACGGAAGGUGACAAGUGUGAGAAGUGCAAGUCUGGAUAUACCGGAGACGCGACCAAAGGAACCCCUACUGACUGUAAAAAUAGCGCCUGUGCCGCCAUGUGCAACAACCACGCCGCGGACUGCGACAUGAAGACAAAGAUCUGUAAGAACUGUCAGGACAACACGGAGGGCCCGAACUGUGAGAAGUGCAAGGACGGCUACACGGGAGACGCGACCAAGGGUCCCUGCACGGCCUGCAGCGAGAAGUGUAACAAGCACAGCAACACGUGUGACAAGGACACGGGGAUCUGCUCGAAUUGCAAAGACAACACGGAGGGUAACAUGUGUGAGAAGUGUAAGACUGGCUACAGUGGUGAUCCCACCAAGGGAACAUCCGACGACUGCAAACCCACCCAGUGUCCCUGCAACAAGCACUCUGACACCUGUCCUGGUGGCGUGUGCAAGGACUGCCAGCAUCACACGACCGGCAUAUACUGUGAGAAAUGUGAGCCUGGCUACUACGGCAGGGCGACGGGACAAACUCCGAACGACUGCAAGAAAUGCCCAUGCCCUCCUCGGUCCAUGAUGUGUGUAGAAGUGCCCGGGGAAGCGCAGCCGAAGUGUAUGGGUUGUGAAGACGGCUACACGGGAGACAAGUGUGAAGACUGUGACACGGAGAACGGGUUCGUGCCCCUGAACGGCGGCGGCGCGGCUCCCACCGGCUGCUGCGUGCGGAAGGGCGUGUCCAGCUGCCCCCGGGGCUAGCCGGUAGAACGGCUCCUGCUGAACAUCGGCAUAAACACGCUGAAUUCGAAGCAUCGUAGUCUUUGUAAUGCAAUAUUAAAAGACGGGUUUGAACAAUUCGAAACAAGUGAUAAGCCGCGAGAAUGACUUGUACACGUCAAAGACAACAAUUAUUUGGUUUAAUUAAGUCGAGUUUUUUGUCUACUUUUUCACAUCGAUUUCUUAGUUGUACAAAUUAGACACACCACACAUAGAACGUUCAAAUGGACGUAUAAUCCGUAAAUUCAUUGCAGUAGUGACAAUAGCAUGUAGACGAAACUGUACACGAUUAAAAGUGACCCAUUUUGUAAUUCAAGUUGUGCAACGAAGUUUAAUGAUCCGUCUGUACCGUAUUAAUGCAUGAACUAUGUUAGUACUGUACUCACAUACUUAUCAUCAAAUGCUGUGUAGAAAUUAUUUGAAAAUUUGAAAAUACACUACUUCAUCUACUUGUCACCAUCGAACAUGCAUAUGCAUAAUGCACAUACAUCACAAGCAUUGCAUAUUUUGUCUUCAGUGUGAAAUUUCGCUUCAAUGCAAACCUGAUCGAUUGCAAUACAUUUGUUGAAAAUCUUCUUUUGAUAUUC
This is a messenger RNA of Branchiostoma belcheri (Belcher's lancelet), 2210 nucleotides long. Its product is annotated as laminin subunit alpha-5-like. The transcript is spliced from 13 exons. NCBI's taxonomy places the organism in Eukaryota, Metazoa, Chordata, Leptocardii, Amphioxiformes, Branchiostomatidae. Bases 76 to 1605 code for a protein of 509 amino acids. Gene Ontology annotation, biological process: axon guidance. The record is from RefSeq and is a predicted model, not a curated record. Gene Ontology annotation, molecular function: protein binding; extracellular matrix structural constituent. Gene Ontology annotation, cellular component: basement membrane.